CCCCCUCCUCCCCCCAAAGGCCCCCCAAUCUUCACUACCAGACUACCAAACUACAAAUUACCAACCUACCAACCUACCAAGAUCUUCUCUUAUGUAGCCCAUUAGGUAGUACCAUAUGUAGCCACCAUAUACAUAGCCCAUGUAGCCUGUUUGUUCAAUCCGACAACUGCAUAACGACUGCAUCUCCCUCCGAAGCCGACAUCGAAAAAGCUUCCCGCCUGUAUCUCCCCAAUGUACUACCACGUUCCAUCGUCCAAACGAACACAAACUAGAGCCCACCGAAAUCGUUUAUUUCUACCGCCGCCGCCGACACCACCGCCCUCUUUGCGACUUAUUCGGUAGUGGCCAGGAAGAAAGAGGGUGUAGAGGAAUUAAGCCUGUAAUAUUACGAGCUACCAAGCUACCAAACUACCAAGCUAUCUGGCUACCAGGCUACCAGGUUACCAGGCUGGGCCACUUUCUAAACAAGAACGAGUCACGCGUUUGUGUUCGGUCGGAAUCCCGCACUUGAGAGACGCUUGAAAUUUAUAUUGGCUCUUCGUAUCACCUUUUGAUUUUCUUCUCCCCUUCCCACCCUUAUGCAAGACCCGAUUUGCUCGUAAGUCCACAUGUUUUGAUUGCCCACUUACCGCGUACCUACUAUGCCGUCUUCCGUAAUCGCUCCUGGAAUCUUGUCCCGUGCUACUGAAAACGGGUACUGUUUGUUUUCGACUACAUUCAAUCAUGAAGCUAUGCUCUCACAGCUAAUAUGUUUCGUCGUAUAGCUUUUCUGGGCCGGAAGGCCGGUGAAGAACGGCAGACUGAAGAUAUGUCGCCAUCACCUGGAGAUGAUGGCUCCUCACCUCGAGAUACCAAAGGCAGUAGCGGGCUCGCCAGCGUCUUCAAAGGUCUCGCCGGUGCUGCUAAGUUGACCAAAUCUCCCCCGGCUCCCGUACAAUCAUCUGGUCCCUCUAUCAGCGUACAACUUGCCGAACGUCUCAGCGCUACACCAAACAUCCUCCGCGGCAUUCCAUCCCAGCAUGCUGAAUCGUUUGAGCUGUUGAAGAACGGAUCGAUGACCCAGCGAGUCGCAGCAGCUGAUGCAUUGCGCCAUACCGUUGCAGGUUACCCCCUCAGUCCAGUAUUAGAUAUUUGGUACGCAGCUAAAGAUCUGGUUGAUCCUACCAAUCCUAAGACGGUUCGAUCUUCCGGAUGGGAACUUCUGAGGGAAUGUGUUAAACAUACCUCUUCAACCGACUUGGAGCGCAACGAGUACUUCCAGACUAUAUCCGCCGAAGCCAAUCCGGAAGAUUUCCAUUUACAACUUGCUGCUCUUGUCGAUUUAACGAACCAUGCCCGAAAUCUGUCCGGUUUUGAUUACGACGUGUUCCCAUUAUUGUCCAGGUGGCUCGAGGAAGCAUUCGAGGCAGUACGGGCGGCAAGAGGCGCCGCGAAGAAACAAGGGUCGCGGAUGAAGGGGAAGGCGUUAGCGACCGGUGAAGAUAGAAACUUUACGGACUUGUUCAGUUUCAUUACCGACGUAAUCAAAUUCAAUUUCAAUGUCGCUGAUGACGAUGCGGCCGAAGUUUUGAUCGAAAAGCUACUGGAUAUCUGCAUGAACACUAGUGUUGAAGAGGAUCUACAGGCGUGUAUUGGCGUUAUGGAUGCUAUUGUGACAUUUGGAGCAAUUCCCGCGGACAAAUUAAAGAGCUGCGUCCAUAUUCUCUGCUCUAUACAUUGUCUGGUCCCCAACCUACAGAAAGAUGCGUGGCAUACUAUGAGCAUGCUAUGUCGGUCGCACAAUGGACAUACUACUGUAAGGCUACUUCUUGAUGUUUUGGCCUGUCUUCCAGAAAAUGCGGAUAAGAAAAAGGAGGUCGUUCGUGAGGUCAGGGGCGCACUAUCAGUGCUCACUAAGCUUGUGUCGAAGAGUUCCGAGAAAGGAUAUCCAGCAGUUCCAUAUGCUCUUUUGGUCGAUGGCCUGUCCACAGUGGUCCAUGCUACGUCUGCUUGGAAAAUACAUCUCGAUAUUUUACGACUAACGAAUUCGUUAUUCUGCGACAGCCAGGGUAAUAUUAACAAUAUGCUGGCUGAUGAAGAUUGGACACCUGUUUUUGAUGUCGCGGUCAUAUGUGCCGGGGUUGUUGUCGAGUCCCUUACUAAACCUGAGAAUCCUAUCGAAGCACUCCUGGCCCCAGAAGAGAGUGAUUCCGCUGAGAGCAUGCUGGCCCGAGAAUUGAUGAAGCUGAUACGUCGCCUCGAGGGCAUACUAUUGGAUGAAUCCCCUGCUAUUACCCAAAAGCAUGAGGGUGCGUCUUUAGAUCAAGGAGAUGGCGACAGUCAGAAACUAGAGGUUAUACAACCAGAGCAACCUAAUACCCUUAUCCAAAGACAGGAUUGUAUUCUCUUCUUUACUAAAAUCCACCGCGCUCUCCCCGACUCUGGGGCAAUCUUGGUACUUGAAUAUUUCAAGAAGUUCCGAUGUUGUUCGCCCUCAGAUCCUCUUUGGGAGACCAAUUUGAGCCUAGUGUUGGAUGCGUUUUUAGCAGAUAGAAAACGAUCAACUGACGUUCGUCUGCGCGCCCUGCAGGCCUUUACAGAGGUUUACGACAUGAUUGAGCUCAUUAAUGAUCAGUUCGAGCCAGACUUCAUUCCAGAAUUAGUGAGGCGCUUAUUAGCGGAUGUGGCGGGAGAGGCCGAUAUUAUAUUACUACAAGAGAUCGUAUCGUUUGCCGUUGGCGUUGCUAGUACGGCACCCUUCUCCCUUUUCUCUUACGUUGUCGACACGCUCCGAGGUAUAGUCGGGAAUAAUCGACUACGUUCCAUAUCUUCUUCGCUUUCUCUUCCCCCGGAGCAGACAUCAACUCCGCAACACAUAAAGUCAGCUGUGAAUCAAACCCCAUCUAACGUAGUUGUACGGGGCUAUGUGAAAGUCUUCUUACGAGUUCUAAAUUACGACGCGACCAAAUCAGUGCGGCUGUUCCGUGUUCUCGUGUCAAUAGCCGAGUUAAACUCCAGCGAAACAGAUGCCCGUAUCACUGCGAUGCAACUACUAUUCCGCUUAAGAGCCGAUUGGGCUAAUCGUAUAUUUGUCACUGCUCAUACCGAGACGAACAGUCUCGCCACGUCCUUAUACCGAACAGAGGAGUCAAUGACGCGUAAAAUCGCCGAGGAAGCUUCAUAUACCGGGAGAAACUCGCGAAGUGAAGCUGCUGGGUCUGCUCGCUCAUCACGCGGUAUAUCCCUUGGGCAAGGUCAGAUGCAAGAUCGGGGUUAUCCGUUAAGGUCAGGAAGUGGUAGUAAAAUGGCUACGAGUGCGUAUCAACCGCUGUGGAUCGCCUCUGAUACGGAUGCCUUGCCAGAAGCUCCAUCUCAAGCUGCAAGCAUGGUACUUUAUUGCAGCACUUCUGAUAAUGCUGCUGAAGUAGAUGGCUUGUCACAGGUAAAGGUUUUGGAGACCAGGAUAUGGCUUGAGGUGAUACUGAACUUGGUGCGGCAAAGCUGUGAUUGGGAAGUUUACAGCUUCAUCCUUGUCCACCUACCCUCGCAGCUGAGCAACCAUGCUAUUUUUCAGAAUGCCACAGUAGAACUCCAGGAAUUGAGACGGGUAAUUUGUGAGCAGAUCAAAAUGAAUAAUUUCCAGGAACCUCCAAGUGUUUUCGGAUUGCGCCGAGCAGAUGUUGCCAUCUGCCUUUUCCAUACUUUGACUAUGAUCCUCAGUUAUCACAAAUACUUUCAGAAGGCAGAAGAAGACGAGAUUGUUCGCACGUUCGUGCAUGGUAUAGCAACGUGGGAACGAAGCGCGAAAUGCUGUAUACACGCGCUUACUAUAUGCUGUCACGAGCUCCCUUCCUCGACGGGCAAGGCUCUAGUCACGAUCCUUCAGAAGAUGGCGCAGAUCAUCACUCAACCGCAUGUCGCCAUGCACAUUCUGGAGUUUCUAGCUUGUCUCAGUAGGUUGCCCUCCUUAUACGCCAAUUUUCGGGAAGACGAGUACCGUAUUGUCUUUGGAAUUUGUUUCCGAUACCUACAGUACGUAAGAGGGAGGAAGCAGGCAUAUAGAACCAGUUCAAUCAGCGAUUCAUCGGCAGCUGCCGCAAGUGAGGGUCAAUUCAACCCAAAUACUUCAGAUGAUUUACCCCAGUAUGUCUAUACUCUAGCAUAUCACGUCAUCGUAUUCUGGUUCCUGGCUCUGAAGCUUCCGGACCGUACAAACCACGUUGGAUGGAUUGCAAGAAACUUAUUUGUAGAUGUCGAUGGGCCCCAAGCAUCGGACGAGCAAGCACAUCUUACGAUGGACUUCAUCCAGAGGGUCACGUAUGCUGAUGUCGAUGAAUCCGCGGCGGACCCUUUGUUCACUUCGGAUAGAUUCGGAGAAAUACUUAAGAAGAGAUGGUUGAUUGGAAAUAGCAUCGUUACGAUUGAACAGGCUACGGCUACGGGUUGGGCACAAAUCACCAAACGUCAGCCAUCUGGAACAUCAUCGUAUACGAUACGCGAGCUCUUCCGACCACCUCCGGCACAUCAGCGUCCUAUAAGUGAAAGCGUGAGAGAUAGCCAUACAGGGAUUAUAAACAUUUUACCCAACCAUCUGCUAGUACAGCUUCUAUCCUCCAUGCCGCAAGGAAACGAUCUUUCACGCCCUGUUCCACUACCUGAUGAUGACGUAGUUAACAGAGCUAUAAGGAUGUUCGACCACAACUCGACGGUAGAUGGUCACAAGGUCGGCGUAAUAUAUAUCGGAGAGAACCAAACACACGAGACAGAAAUUCUGUCUAAUAUUUCUGGCAGCGGGGAUUACGUAGAAUUCCUCAACGGCCUCGGCACUUUGACCAAACUCAAUGGUGCAACAUUCAAUACGCAAGGCCUAGACAGGCAGUAUGACACGGAUGGGCAGUAUACGUUCUGCUGGAGAGAUAGGGUGACGGAGAUUGUGUUCCACGUCACCACGCAGAUGCCCACAAAUCUAGAUCACGAUCCUCAGUGUACCCUAAAGAAGCGCCAUAUCGGGAACGACUUCGUGAACAUCAUUUUCAACGAUUCUGGGUUGCCCUUCAAGUUCGACACGUUCCCAUCGGAAUUUAAUUUCGUCAACAUCGUCAUCACACCCGAAUCUCGCGCCUCGUUCGUUGCUACUAGGCAGAGAACGCCGAAGGACGUCGCAGAAUCGUACUACAAAGUCCGCCUGAUGAGCAAGCCUGGGUUCCCCGAGAUCUCACCUGCUUCCGAGACCAAGAUCGUCAGCUUGAGAGCCCUACCCGACUUCAUCCGGCUCCUAGCGCUGAACGCGUCAGUCUUCUCGCUGGUGUGGGCCCACCGCGAGGGUGGUGAGCACGUCUCUGCGUGGCGCAACCGGCUGAGGGAGAUCAAGAGGCUCCGCGAUAAGUACGGACCGAAGGCGUCGGCGGUACCCCAUCAGGGCCAUGGGGGUCCGUCGCCCUCGCCACCGGGAACUGCCCUGGGCCACGGCCACGGUAACACGACUUCGCUCGGCAGCGCCACCACUGCCCAAUUAGAGGCCGCGAGAUCAGGUAGCACGGUUCGCGACAGCUUCAGCAGCCUUCGCCGAUCGUCUGUAGCCACCUUCUUCUCCGCCUCGAGCGAGCAGAACUCUCACCGCUCCUCGAUGCUGUCGACUGCUACGACGGAUAACACAGAGGUUAUGACGACCAACGGGGUGGACGCCCUAGUUGACAGCGUUGACUUCUCUAAAUGGUCGGCGUAGAUGCUGCUUCUGCUGCGUUGUGCUGUGCCACCACCUAGUUUUUUUUUGGUUUUCUUUUAACCUCGAAGUGGCCUUUUCGUAACGAAGGAAUGAAAGGAUUAGUUACGCAAAUCUAUGAUUUUGUGUACGACAAAAAAGCAGGGGGGUUUUCAUACGGUUUCAGGGAAGUGUCUUCUCUCUCCGAGAUGACAACAACAAAAAAGCACGGCGUCUAGGCUAAUGGGGGGAAAUACCACUGAUGUUUAUAUUGCCUCUUUUCUUCCUUCCUUCUUUCUGUUUCUACUUGUUUAUCUACCUAACCCAAGGUAUCCUGUUGGAGCGGUUUCGAAGAAAAAAAAAGGUUUCUCUUCCAUCUGGACAUAUUACUGCCGAGAAUGAAUGCUUUAUUGUACAUGGCUACUACCUCUUACUCAUGUUUACGAAGUCCUGUCAACCCGUUAGUAGGUACUACUAUUAUCUAGACGUACGAGAUUCCGAUAGUGACGUUUUUGGUACUGACUUUACGAUGACGAUACUUGCGUAACGGAAGGAUAGGACGGGGAUUGGAAGGGGGAGG
This is a messenger RNA of Daldinia decipiens, 6260 nucleotides long. RefSeq lists its product as uncharacterized. Gene Ontology annotation, biological process: negative regulation of TOR signaling; positive regulation of GTPase activity; regulation of small GTPase mediated signal transduction. The record is from RefSeq and is a predicted model, not a curated record. Gene Ontology annotation, cellular component: TSC1-TSC2 complex; nucleus; cytoplasm. The coding region runs from base 749 to 5704 and encodes 1651 amino acids. Lineage: Eukaryota; Fungi; Ascomycota; Sordariomycetes; Xylariales; Hypoxylaceae. The transcript has a single exon. Gene Ontology annotation, molecular function: GTPase activator activity.